Messenger RNA from Hypomesus transpacificus, 6053 nucleotides. RefSeq names its product BRD4 interacting chromatin remodeling complex associated protein (gene bicra). Gene Ontology annotation, biological process: positive regulation of DNA-templated transcription. Gene Ontology annotation, cellular component: SWI/SNF complex. The record is from RefSeq and is a predicted model, not a curated record. The coding region runs from base 432 to 5879 and encodes 1815 amino acids. The transcript is spliced from 13 exons. NCBI's taxonomy places the organism in Eukaryota, Metazoa, Chordata, Actinopteri, Osmeriformes, Osmeridae.
AUAUUAGUAUCGGAUAUUUCAGAAUAUUUAUUUCAGUUUUUGAUCACCGGCGGAUGUCAGUAAAAAGCAUGAGAAGACUAUAUGUUGAAAUUAAGUUGAUGUGUAGUAAGUUAAGUGGUUGAUCAAUAUUGGUCCAAAUCAGUAUUUAUACAUUGGAAGUCCACUCUUUCCAAAUUUGAAAUAAACCAAUUGAAUCCAAAGCUAAAUUCAUUGCAGUAACUUUGUGAAUAUAAUUAACCUGCGGGAGGAUGUGAGUUGAAUUGACUGAGCCACUUUGAAAACCAAAACAAAUGUAGUUAGGGAAAGUACAUCGAUAAUGGAUAAUCCUAGUCAUCAGGCCAAACAUAGUAUAGCCGAAGAAAGAGUCUUCUUAGACUUAUUGUAACGAGAUAUGGAAACACUCUAUCAAUGUUUUUGGUCAGGCAAAUGCAAUGGUCUUCAGUUUCCUGCCUGUAGUUGGGUCCUGUAUGGAAGCCCGUGCGAGGCUGUCCUGGAGACCCCGCGCUACCUGCACCUCAAUCGUCUCGGUUGACAUGGAUGAUGAAGACGGCAGGUGCCUGCUAGAUGUAAUUUGUGACCCUCAAGCACUCAACGACUUUCUUCAUGGAUCAGAGACCCAUGACCAUGUUCCCGAGAUCCAGCCAGCCGUCCAGCUGUCCGUCAGCGAGCCGCCAGGCCUGCCCAGAGUCAGCGUGGACCUGGACUUCCUGGAGGACGAUGACAUCCUGGGCGGCUCUCCGGGUGGCGGGGAAGGCGGGAGCAACGGCAUCGGGACCAAUCACGAGCCGUGUGACAUCCUGCAGCAGAGCCUGGCGGAAGCCAAUAUCACAGAGCAGAGCCUACAGGAGGCCGAGGCCGAGCUGGACCUGGGAUCCUUUGGCAUACCGGGCCUGGCACAGGUGGUCCAGACUCUACCGGAUGCCAGCCUGUCUGGGGCUGGGGGCACUGCAGUCGGUGUAGGAAUAGGAGUGGGUGUCGGGGGAACGACAACGAUCUUCCCGGGGCCAGGCCCUAGUACCACUGCCACACCUCCCAACGCAACGGCUGACAUGCUGGGAUCAGUUCUGGCUCAUCAGGGCCUACAGCUCCAGUCCCAGGUCAUGAACAAGGCUAUAAGUGUUCAGCCCUUCAUGCAACAAGUAGGCCUUGGAAAUGUAACUCUUCAACCGAUUUCAAGUCUCCAAGCUCUUCCUAAUGGGAGUCAGUCUGGACAUUUGGGCAUUGGACAGAUACAAGUAGUGGGUCAGCCCACUGUUAUGACUAUAAACCAGUCUGGGCAGCCUAUCCUGGCCAAAGCCAUGGGUGGCUACCAGCUGCACCAGCCGGGGCCCGAGGCCGCCGGCGCAGGGACGCAGGCGGGGCUUGGAGGAUCCGUCCUGAGCUCUGGAGGGGGACUUUUGAUCCAAGGGGGCAAAGCCACUCUGGGAUCUCCUGCUUUAAACGGACCUGCUGUCUGCGUCAGCAGCAGCAGCACCAGCAGCUCCAGCAGCACUAUGACGACUCCUGCUGGCCUCAUGGGCUUCGGCAAUACCCCUCUGAGCGCGGGGCUCGGACCCCAGGCACAAGCGCAAGGCCAAAUCAUGCAGAUCAUCCAACGCACUCCAACCCCCAUCCAACCCAAACCCCCCCAAGGGGGAGCCAUCCAACCCAAAAUCUUCAAGCAGCAGCAGCAGCAGCCAGUGCCCCAUCCCCUGCAAAAUGAUGCCAACAAGGCUCUAGGGGUGCAGCAAGUCCCAGUUUCCGCUGCUCAGAAUGUAGCCUUUCUGACGGGCAAGCCAGGCUCUAAUGUUGUCCUGAGCACACAGGCUGGGUCUCAGGGCCCCCAGUUCCAACAGACCCUGUUCAAGCAGCAAGGAGCCCACACGUCAGGCAAGCCUCUCAGUGUGCACUUGUUGAAUCAAUCGGGUAGCAUUGUUAUUCCCUCCCAGACGGUUCUGCAGGGUCAGAACCAUCAGUUCCUGCUGCCUCAGUUGCAGGCAGGGGGCCAGAUCUUGACCCAGCACCAUGGUGGCCACAUCAUCACCAGCCAGGGCCCCGGAGGGCAGCUCAUUGCCAACCAGAUCCUUUCUGCCAACCAGAACAUCAACCUGAGCCAGGUAUUAGCCUCGCAGGGGCACCCUGGCGCCGCCCACAUCCUCUCUGGACACAUCCAGCUGCAGCCCGGCCAGAUGGGUCACCCCACUCUCUUCCAGAUGCCUGUCACGAUAGCCCAGACCCAGACCCAGACCCACCCUAUCACGGGCCAUGCCCAGACUGUCAUCCAGGGCAUGCCCAUCCAGAACUCCCUGGCCAUGCUGAGCCAGGUGGAGGGCCUGAGCCCGGCCGUCAGCCUGCAGCCUGCCCUGCAGCCCCAGGCGGGGGGAGUCCCCAGCAGCAGCGGCGGCGGCGCGGCCGUCAUGGCCCAGGGCCAGCCCGGGGAGAGCGUCACCGUGCUGGGGAGCACCACGGAGCAGGCGGCUCACCCCGGGCAGCACAACACGCAGUCGUCCAUCCUCACCAUGCAGACGGCUCCCUCCUCUGGGGCCGUGUCGGUCCCCUCGUCCUCUCCGUCCUUGUCUGUGUCCACCUCGUCCUCCGUGAGCACCGUGGGGCUGGGCCAGGCCCAGCACAGCCCAGGCAGGGUGCUGUUCACCCCCCAGGGCUCAAGCAUGAUCCUGAGCCAAGAGUCGCUGCAAAUGUUCCUGCAACAGGACCAGCGCCAGCAAACAGAGAAUGACUCCGCCCCCUCUGUGGGCAUACCAGCGUCUGUUAUCGUCAGCAGCAGCACCACUGAUCUGGCCCCCUCAGGCCAUGACGGCCUAGUAUCUGAGGCUCAGGUGGGCCACAGCCUCUGCCCCUCCCCUGGCCCCACCCACAUGGCAACAGUGGUAAAGCAGGUUCCUCCCACUGGUCACCCACAGCCCCUGCGGAUCCAGAGCAUGUCCCCCUCUCAGCCCCUUGCCACGCACACAGCCCCCCCUCCCCUGGCUGACAGCCCCCAGCCUUCCCCCUCCCCGCUCACCCUGGGUCAGCACAUCCAGUCCCCACACCACCAGCAGCAGCAGUCCCGCCCCCCGUCUCAGCCCCAGCCCCAGGCCCAGACUCCAUCUCGCUCCUGCACACCCUCCUCCCUCCCCCUCUUCAUCGUCCACAACCAGCUCCCCGGGUCCCCCCAGCCGGCCCCUCAGCCCCAGCAGCAGCAGCAGCAGCACCCCCCGUCGGCUCACAUCCAGGUCCAGCUCCAGCUGCAGCCCCAGGCUCGACCGCCCUCGCAGCCCGCUCCCUUCCAGCCCGACAUGCCUCCCGCCUCCUGCUCCCCCAAGCCCCCCCAGGCCCCUCCGGCCCAGUUCCAGUUCACGGCACCCCCCCUCAGCACUGUGGUGAAGGCCCAGGUGCCUCUUCAGGGGCUGACCGCCGAGCAGCAACACCACCUGCAGCUGGUAGCGGCUCAGCUCCAGACGCUGUCCACCAUCACCCAGCCCUCGCCUCAGCAGAAGCAGCUGCUGGAGAAGCUGCACCAGGUCCAGCAGAACAUUCUCCUGCAGGCCAAGCAGCUUCCGUUUGGCUCCCAGCAAGAUGUGCCUGUCACUCCAGGUUUGACAUCAGCAGCCAGCUCUGGAACACCUCUCCAGCUCCCCCCACUCUUGCAACAGACAUCAGUGCUCGUCAAGACCCCUAUCACAGCAUCCAAUGACCUGCAGGUAUUCUCAGGAUCCCAAGGACCCUGUGGGACAGUUAACCAGGUGGUUACUCCAGGCAGCCUUACACAAUCUGUACAGACGACAACUUUGAAGAUGCCUUUCUGCAUGGAGCCCAGCAAGGAAGCCAGGAUGCUGGAGCAGCUUAGGAAGCAGCAGGGGUCCGUUCUGUAUCCAGACCAAAGCGCUCCGUUCCGCUGCUUCGAGGACACUCUGCACAGACUGCUGCCUUAUCACCUCUACCAGGGCACCGCGUCCUCCCCCCACGACUACCGCAGAGUGGACGAUGAGUUUGAGAGCGUCUCCAGUCAACUCCUGAAGCGAACGCAGGCGAUGAUCGACAAGUACCGCCACCUGCUCUUUGAGGAAUCCAAACAGAGGCUGGGUCCCUCGGCAGAGAUGGUGAUGAUCGACCGGAUGUUCAUCCAGGAGGAGAAGAUCGCCCUGGGUCAGGACCGGAUUCUGGCCAAGGAGAGACCAGAGGAGUAUGUUGCCAACUCGCGCAUGUUGGAGAGUGCGUCUGCCGUGUCCUCCCAGCCCCCCCUGCCUGCUGGCCUCAGCUCUGGGAGGGCUAGAACAGAGCCCCCUCCUGUAUCCACGGGAUCUACCCCAACAGCUGCUCCCCCGGUCCCGCCCCCGGGCCCCGCCCCUGCCCCCAGCACGACCCCUGCCCCGCCCCCGUCCCACUUCCCCUCUACCAGGUUGGUGAUAAAGCAGGCUGGAGGUGGGGCCUCGGUGUCCUGGUCCAGUAGCUGCUCCCCGGCCCCUGCUCCAGGGGUCAAACCCCCGGCGUCUGAGGCUGCCAGGCAGAGCUCAUCCUUCAGCCGCGCCCCGCCUCCCUCGUCGUCCUACUCCUCCUCUCGAUUGGCCGACGACGACGACGCUCUCCCUCAGCGAACUAGCAAACCGCCCAUCAAGACCUACGAGGCCCGCCGGCGAAUCGGCUUGAAGCUGAAGAUCAAACAGGAGGCGGGCUUUAGCAAGGUGGUCCACAACACCGCCUUGGACCCGGUCCACACUCAGCCCCAACACAACACCCAGCCCCAGCCUCCACCUCAGCCCCUAGCGAAGGCCAGCCCUGCAGCCCCCUCCAUCACUACUGUGAUCAGGACUCCUCCCCCAACCUGUAGUGCUGCUUCCUCGUCAACAACCUCUGUAGAAACCACACAAUCCAGCCUCCCCCAGCGAGGCCAGGCUCCCCCCAGCACUGCCCCCCCCUCCUCCUCCUCUUCCUCCUCCUCUUCCUCCUCCCACCCCUGGUCUUCCUCCACGUCCUCCUCCGCCCCCUCCAUGGCUCAGAUGAACGGGACUUUAGAGCACCACGACGUCAGCGGAGUCAAACGCAACCCCGCCUCCACGGCGACCCCGCCCCAGACCACGUGUCGCCUGCCCCUGCGGAAGACCUACCGGGAGAACAUCAGCCCCCGCGUCCGUCCGGGUGUACCGGGGGGAGGGGGUGACAGCCUGCCCUACCCCAGGCCUGUCUCCUCUCCCCCCAAACCCCAGACGCCAUCCUCCCCCUCGGCCUCGGACAGGACUGUGAUAGCCAGCGUGAAGCUGGAGAACAGAGGCGGUAGAGAGGCCUCUCAGCCACACGCUGAGCCAGGCCUCGAGGGGGGGAGGCUGGGGAACUCGGUAGACGCUCUGGGCCACGUCUUCGCCCGCGGCGUCAAAGCCCCCCAGCAGCCUCAGCGGCGCUCCGACAGGGAGGAGGAGGAGGAGGAGAGGGAGGCGAAGAAAGCGGACCCCGGUGCUGAUGCGGGGAAGUACAAGAGGGUCAGCAGUAAAAACAGACAGAGGGAAGGUGGGCCGUUUCGGAUGGACCAGCACGCCCCCGGGCCCCCCUCCCCGGCUGACUCCUCCUUCACCAGGGACUCUUCCCUUCCUGCCAAACGCUGCAAGUCCGAUUCCCCCGACAUGGACAUGGACAAUGCCAGCUUCUCCAGCGGCAGCCCGCCCGACGAGUCUCUGACCGACCACCUGCAGAGUGCCAUCGACAGCAUCCUCAACCUGCAGCAGGGGCCGUCCGCCCGUCAGGGCAGUAAAGGUGGCGGCUCCCGGCCCCACCACCACCACCAGCGGCCAGGCGCCUCAGGGCCCUCGUCCCACAGACCCUCAGUCCCCCCCUCGUCGUCGUCUGCCUCCCUGGCCACCGGUCGCGGUCACAACGGCAGCCUGGUGCCCCAGACUCACAGCAGAUAACAGCCCCUCAGCCUGAGGGCAGACUGAUACACACACACACACACACAGACAGACUGGGGACAUUCUGAACAAAAUCACUGUGCUCUGCUGAGCUGUGUCGGCCUAGUUUGUCCAUUUGAAUUGUCCAAAAAGAUUUCUUUGUCGUUUACUACUUGACUCAGUACUCUCGCUGGG